This is a messenger RNA of Sclerotinia sclerotiorum 1980 UF-70, 1005 nucleotides long. RefSeq lists its product as hypothetical. Gene Ontology annotation, molecular function: DNA binding. The coding region runs from base 1 to 1005 and encodes 334 amino acids. The record is from RefSeq and is a predicted model, not a curated record. The transcript has 2 exons. Gene Ontology annotation, cellular component: nucleus. NCBI's taxonomy places the organism in Eukaryota, Fungi, Ascomycota, Leotiomycetes, Helotiales, Sclerotiniaceae.
AUGCAAACUACUUCAAAAGAAGCUCGAAUCAAUUUAGCUAUUGAGGCUAUUCGUACAUCUCAAAAUUUGAGUAUUCGGAAAGCUGCAAAACUCUAUAAUAUACCUCAUAUUACCCUUACUUCUAGAAUGAAUAGAAUUCUGUCUUUUACUGAACAUCGAUCAGCAAAUCAUAAAAUGACAGAAUUGAAGAAGAAAUCGCUUCUUCAAUAUAUAUUGGAUAUAGAUGAAAGAGGGUUUAGUCCUCGAAUAAAUGAUAUAGAAGAUAUAGCGAAUUAUAUAUUCAAAACGCAGGUGGGUAGAUAUCGAAUGCUAGUGCUUGAUGGGCAUGAAAGUUAUAAAUCGCCAGCAUUUCAGGAAUACUGUAAGGAACACAACAUUAUAUUACUUAGUUUACUAUCUCAUUCUUCAUAUUUAACUCAACCACUCAAUAUCGAUUAUUUUGGUCCUUUAAAGUAUUUAUAUAAUCAACAAAUCGAGAACUUUAUCAAGGUGUAUAUUACUCAUAUUACCAAAACCGAGUUCUUUCAAGCCUUCAAAGCUGUAUAUAUCGAAGCAAUACCUAUAUCAAAUGGUAAAGCUGGGUUCCGCAAAGCUGGGCUAAUCCCAUUUAAUCCGGAAAUUGUACUUUCAAAGCUAGAUAUUCGAAUAAGAACUUCAUCAAAUAGAUCAAUAUCAAUCGAUCCUGAUAUAUGGCAAUCUCAAAUAUUUUAUAAUCCAAUUGAAGCUUUUUCUCAAUUUACUUUAAUGAAAAGUCGUAUUACUCAAUAUCAAGGGAGCUCAUCUACUCCAAUAUUUAAAACAAUUACAGCUUUAGCUAAAGGUAUAGAGCUUUUAGCUUAUACGAAUACGCUUUUAGCUGCUGAGGUUCAUAGUCUCUACAAAGCAAAUAAAGCAUUUAGUAAACACCAGAAAACUAGAAAAGCUUUAAUACAAAAAGAAGAAGUACUUUCAGUAGAAGAUAAACAUGAUAUAUUAGAACAAGAAAAUAUAGAAGAUCAGAUAUGA